UCAAUUUCUUCCGACACGACUUACGACAGCCAAUGUAGACCCAGCUUUACUAUCUUAUGCACCGGCAGUCUGGAAGUUGGCUGCGCUGAUCUACACGAGUGUAUACAUGCACGAUUCCAACCUUGAUAGGACACCCCAGCAGUGAUGCAAAGUUUGGGUUCCAAAGUUUGCAUCUCUGCACCCCAGUCCCAGUGGGCCUCUUGCUACUGCUGUGUGAUAUAAAUUAUAAUAAUUAAUAAACGUGAGAACUGAUAACAAUGAAACCAAAAUCCAGUUUUAUUUGGAACUUUUAUGAUGAAGUGGAGAGUGACAGAGCCAAGUGUAAAAUAUGUGACAACGUUUAUUCUCGCAAAGGACGGUGUACUACAGGUUUAAUAACACAUUUAAAGUUAAAACACAAUGAUGAGUAUUUGCAAUUCAUAGAUUUACGAGAUAAAUCAAAAGAAUCUGUUGCCACAUCAACUUGUACAUCGAGUACACCGUUGCAAGCUAUAAAAAAACAAAUGACUUUGCAAGAAUCUUUACAAAAAAAAGAUUACUGGGAUUCAUCUAAUAUAAAGACAAUCGAAUUUGAUAAAUUAAUCGCAGAGAUGAUUGCUCUACAAGAUUUGCCUUUUAAUUUUGUUGAAAGCAUCGGGUUUCGCCGAUUAAUGCAAGCUGCAUUACCCCGUUAUAAAUUGAGAGGACGUGAAUAUUUCACUUCAUUCUUGUGUGAAAAUCUGUACAACCAGAUGGCUAGUAAAGUAAAACAGUUACUGGAAGGUUUCAAUAAGCUGUCUUUUACAAGUGAUGUCUGGUCAGAUCCUAGUGCUGGCGUGUCCCUUUUGAGUUUGACUGCCCACGGAAUUACAGAAAAUUUUCGUAAAGUAAACAUUAUACUAAAAUGUGAGCCAAUUGAGGGUAGUCAUACGGGUGCUGUGAUAUCAGAAAAACUUAUAAUGAUGUUAAAUGAAUGGAACCUAACUGAGAAAGUUCAUUGUGUAGUACGUGAUCGAGGCUCAAACAUGAUUCGGGCUAUGAAUCUUUCAAAUUUCACUCACAUUGAUUGCAUCGUACACCAAAUUCAGCUCUGUGUCCGAGCAGGUAUAGAAUCUGAAGAUCAUCUUUUAAAAAUUAUUGCAAAAAAUAAACAAAUAGCAACACACUUCAACCAUUCUAUAUUGGCUCAGGAUGAAUUAUAUAAAAUACAAACACAGCGACUUAAUCAACCAUCUCUCGCUGUUAUACAAAAUUGCCCAACCAGGUGGAACAGCACAUAUUAUAUGAUGGAACGCCUGUUAAAAAUUAAAGAUUCCAUGAUACUGUAUUUGAGCACAUAUAAUAAAAUAACAAUAUCUACUGACGAAUGGUUGGAUAUGGAAAAAUGCGUAGCUGUACUGAAACCAUUUGAAGAGAUCACCCGAGAAUUGAGCAGUACUAAAAUUUUAAUAUCGUCAGUUAUACCUCUCAUUCACGUUCUUAAGUUAACACUACAAAAAGAAGAAUGUAAGACAGAUACUUCAGUAAUAUUGAAGAGAAUUAUAAGAAAGUUAAUUAAUGAACUAAAUUCAAGAUUUGGGGAACUACAAAAUAACAAUUUAUUUGCAAUUGCCACCUACUUAGAUCCUAGGUAUAAAUUAAAAUUUUUCAGUGAAAUUCUAAAAGAGCAAGUACAAUCCGAUCUUAUUUGCCUCAUAAAUUCUGAUUCUGAAUCCAUAUCCGAUAGUUCACCUCUAGCUAAAAAAUCAAGGUUGGAAUCGUCGUCCAAUGAUAAUGAUGACGAGUGUGCAACAAAUACGCACGCAAGGAAAUAUUUGUCGCAAAUACAAUCUUCAUUAGCAAAUAUUUUAAAUUCAAACACUGAUGAAGAUGAUUCAUUGAAUCGAAGCUCAAUUUCUGACACCGAUAAUCGGUUUUUUAUACUAAAGUCAAUGUUAACAGAAUACAAUAAAGACAAAAAACUUCAGCUUACAGAAGAUCCUCUAUUGUGGUGGAACAUAAAUAGUAACAAAUAUAAAGAUUUAAUCCCAAUUGUUCGCCAAUUCCUAGCAACUCCUCCAGGGAGUGUACCAAGCGAGCAACUAUUCAGUGGUGCUAGUUUAAUUUAUGAUCCAUUGAGAAAUAAAUUAAAAAGUGAGAAAGCAGCAAAACUGCUCUUUGUGAAAUAUAAUUUGCCAUUAUUAAAUUUUGAAUAUUAAUUUCAUAUAAUUAGAUAAAUGUGAACUCUAAACAAAGAAAGAAGUACCAAAGUAUAAUAUACCCAUACAGCACGCAUGUCUAAAAGACGUCUUAAAGAUGUCUUUUAGACAUGCGUGCUGUAUGGGUAGUUAAUUCUUAAUUAGAAGUAAGAAGAGAGCUUUAUUUUAUUCUGAAAUAAUAGAAAUGUUUAUUUUGUUUUAAUAUUAGAAAGUGAUAUCUUUGUUCCUGUUCUGUGUUACAUUGCAAUAAUGU
Molecule: messenger RNA, 2430 nt
Organism: Vollenhovia emeryi
Lineage: Eukaryota; Metazoa; Arthropoda; Insecta; Hymenoptera; Formicidae
Product: zinc finger BED domain-containing protein 4-like
Exons: 4
Coding region: 258-2177 (639 amino acids)
Molecular function (GO): DNA binding; protein dimerization activity
Source: RefSeq, a predicted model, not a curated record